CACUGAUUGGUUUGGUACAACAACGACGAAUGGCGUUGCGAGCGGCGGUGCGAUCGUUCGCGGUAGCGCUCAAGCCACAGGCGGCAAGCUUCCAUGCGCAGCGCUUUCACGUGCGCGAGAUGAGCUUGUUCUCAUCCAUCAAAGACAACCUUACGGAACGCUUGGAAACGCGCAAAAACGAGAAGAGUGUCCAGGCCUACAUCGAUCAGAUCACGUUCUUGGCCAACUCGAAGACGUACACCCUCCAGGAUCACUUUGAGCAAAUGAAGAAACAAGCGGAAUCUGGUGGCGUGACAGGGUGGAAGUCCAUGAUGCCGGGUGUGUCGUCGAUGCCCCAGAUCCAACAAAUGAAGGCGAGCUUGCAAAUCAUGGAAGCUAUGGAGCAAACCCAUCGCGACAACCCGCAGCUGAUCAACGGCAAGGUCAAGCGAAUAGUCUCGGAGAAAGUGGGGCAGUCGCUGGAAGAGAUCAACAACACGCUCCGAUCGUACGAGCAGCUCAACUCUCUCCGACUGUGGCUGCGCAAGCGUGUCGAACGCGGGCUGCCGUUGCCGGACUCUCUGGACAGCACCACAGAAAUGCUCCGGGAAGACCCCACGGGGUUCCCGACCAAGAACUUGCGCCCCAAGCGCCGCCGUUAGAACUGUUGGGCUCGGGAUUAUCUCGGAUAUUGCAACGGCAUGCCUCUGCUGUUCACGGCCAUUUUCAACUGCAGCAAUAAUGAGGAUAACACUGUGCAUGUUGCGUUCUCGUUUCGCUAAUGACGCCAACGUCGUCUAUCU
Aphanomyces invadans is the source of this 782-nucleotide messenger RNA. RefSeq lists its product as hypothetical. The coding region runs from base 30 to 641 and encodes 203 amino acids. NCBI's taxonomy places the organism in Eukaryota, Oomycota, Saprolegniomycetes, Saprolegniales, Verrucalvaceae. The transcript is spliced from 5 exons. Gene Ontology annotation, biological process: SRP-dependent cotranslational protein targeting to membrane. The record is from RefSeq and is a predicted model, not a curated record. Gene Ontology annotation, molecular function: 7S RNA binding. Gene Ontology annotation, cellular component: signal recognition particle.